Messenger RNA from Aedes aegypti (yellow fever mosquito), 1743 nucleotides. It is a transcript of the gene Tdh, whose product is annotated as L-threonine 3-dehydrogenase, mitochondrial. The transcript is spliced from 3 exons. Gene Ontology annotation, molecular function: L-threonine 3-dehydrogenase activity. Bases 558 to 1664 code for a protein of 368 amino acids. NCBI's taxonomy places the organism in Eukaryota, Metazoa, Arthropoda, Insecta, Diptera, Culicidae. Gene Ontology annotation, biological process: L-threonine catabolic process. The record is from RefSeq and is a predicted model, not a curated record.
GCUCGUAUCUCCCGGUCAGUUGCAAGCCAACGAUUCCAGCAAUCAGUUCGUUCGUCCUGCUGGACUCUUGGAUUCCGCCGUGCGAGAACUUCAGUCGCGCACACAUUGUAGACUUCGGAUCUUCACCAGCACCCGAAUCACGUUUUGUGAAGUGGGAAAGGUCAUCCUUCGAACCAUUUCGUAACCGGGGGAGCGUAUUUUCGUGUGGAUAACAAGUGCGUCGUACGGCUACUUUUGUGGUCAAGUGUGUGGGAGUUAUUUUCGACCGCGAAAUCUUUUUUUGGUCGUUCUUGUACGGCUUCCAUCAGUCAUCUUCCUUCUCUAUACAUCUUUCUGUAAGAGAAAAUCAAUCGCCGGCAGUCUGUCAAUCGAUCCUUGCUACGUGGAGGAAAAAGAAAACUUGACCCACGGUCAAUUUUCCCAGCUUGUGCUGUCGGCGUGGAAAACAGUUAUCCGCGAGUUGUUCGGUCGAUCGAACGUACGCGCUUUGGGAUUCGGUGGUGCGAUUCUAGGCUACUCAGGUGUUCCGAGUACGGGUUUAAGUCGAAUCUAUUAGGAUGAUUCCUAGGAGGCUAUUGGGGGCCACAGGGCUAGUUCGUCAAUUGGGCGAAAGUUGCUCCAACACGGUCGCAGCGGUAGCUUCACAACGGCAACAGCAGUUUCUAUUGGCCAGACAGUAUUCCGGCGCGGGCGGAAACAAAAGCAGUCCAAAAAUUUUGAUUACAGGUGGCCUGGGCCAACUGGGAACAGAAUGCGCGAAACUGCUUCGGAACACCUACGGCGAAGAGAGCGUCAUCCUGUCCGACAUAAUCAAACCGAGCCAGGAAAUCGUCAACAGUGGUCCGUACAUUUUUGCGGACAUUCUAGAUUUUAAGGGUCUGCAAAAGAUCGUCGUCGAUCACCGCGUCGAUUGGAUCAUCCACUUCAGUGCGCUGCUCAGUGCCAUCGGCGAGCAGAACGUUCCGCUGGCGGUGAGAGUCAACAUCGAAGGCUUGCACAAUGUGAUCGAACUGGCAAAACAGUACAAACUGCGGAUAUUCGUACCGAGCACGAUCGGUGCUUUUGGACCGGACAGUCCACGGAAUCCCACUCCCAACGUGACCAUCCAGCGGCCGAAGACAAUCUACGGUGUGUCCAAGGUGCAUGCCGAACUGAUAGGCGAAUACUACCACCACAAAUUCGGACUGGACUUCCGCUGUUUGAGAUUCCCGGGCGUGAUCUCCAGCGAUCCACCAGGCGGUGGCACUACCGAUUACGCGGUGGCCAUCUUUUUCGAAGCGCUCAAAUCGGGCAAGUAUGACUGUUACCUGAAACCGGACACCCGACUGCCGAUGAUGUACAUCGAGGAUUGCCUUCGAUCGUUGCACGAAUUUAUGACCGCUCCCGAGGAGAAAUUGAAGCGUCGCGUCUACAAUGUAACGGCCAUGUCCUUCACACCGGAGGAGCUGGUGAACGAGCUGGCCAACUAUAUUCCAGAGCUGCAUGUGAGCUACCGUCCCGACAGUCGCCAGGCCAUUGCCGACUCGUGGCCGCAAGUUUUCGAUGAUUCCGAAGCCCGUCAGGACUGGGGCUGGCAGCCGAAGUACGACCUCAAAAAGCUGGUAGAGCUCAUGAUCCACGAUGUGCGGGAAAACUACAUCAACAAGGGGCUCAGCAAUGUUUGAUAGACGAAGAAAAAAAAAAGCGUUUUUAUUGUAUCGCAUGCAAUCUCGAAUAAAAGUACAUUGAAAGUUGCACUCAACA